UUGACAGAUCGUAAUCAACAAAAAAGCUUUCAUCGCGGAGACGUCGUCGCCCUUUGUUUUUUUUCUGCUGGUGUUAUCUCUCCUUGUGGCAGUCAUUAAAUUAAUAUUUCGCGCAAAGAAUGUUCGCAAUUUAUAAUUGCCUAGUAGUGUUAUCGACCUAACGAGUGGCCGCUAAGAGAAUUUGUUUGGACCGCAAGCAAAAGUGCGCUCCCCCAAGAUGGAGUGUGAUGACGCUGCCGUCGAGAGGCAGAAACUCGUUUCGAACGACGAGGAAGACGACCAAGCAACAAUCACCAAUUUGUCCUCCAGCGGCCAGGCAAAAUCCAUUCAAACGCCAAUCUCGCCCGUGCUUAGUAAUAAGAUAUUCUCCAGCGGCGAAACAACUCGCAGUCACAAUUCCACUAGCUAUCCGGCCAGCCUCGGAAAGACGGAGAAGAGCGAUGCCGCUCCCGCGGCCAGGCUCAAUUACGUCAACGAGCGGAAGAGCCAGGAAGCCAAGGCCAAACAAAAGAAGGUUCAAAGAGAGCUGACCCCAAGCAGUGUGGCUACGGUUAGCUCAGGUAGCAGUAGUAAUCUCCCGCUCAGUUCGCGGAUUAAUCUCCGCCAGAUGGCUUCUGACCACUCGCAGGCCAGUAGCAGCCGGCAACACUCGAAUGCUGCCACAGCCAAUAGUAGCUCGAUUAGUUUGAACAAAAGCUAUAGUUUUACCUCCCGCCCACUAAAACAUCACUCUUUCAUAUCAGAAGUGCCGGACGUGCGACACAUGGAACGGGCCCUGCUCGGGCUGCUCGAGGACUUCCACUCGGGCAAACUGAAAGCGUUUGGGUCGGGCUGCACGAUGGAACAGAUGACGAGCAUUCGGGAACAGCAGGAAAGCCUGGCGAAGCUGCACUUCGAUUUGGGCAAUGAGGCGUCCCUCAGUGCCAACGCCGGCAACAACGAAGCUCAAUCGCAAAAUGGCAUGCGAAAACUGGUGGCCAAGCUGGAGCAGCUCUCAUUCUCGAUCGAGAAACUCCACUCGAGCAAAGUGGAGCAGUGACUCAUUUAGGCGGUAGUUUGGAAUGCUUUAAGCGGUAGGUAUGCAUCAAUGAGUAGAUGUAGGAACCUUUCUAGGAGUCAUGACAUUCGUGUUUUUCCAAUUUGUUCGAAUAAUUUAAUUUAUGUACCUUCCUAUGUUGAUAAAUGUGAUUUGGUAAUAAAACAUCAUUUGAUUUAAAUAUUUAUUUCGCAACAAA
Aedes aegypti (yellow fever mosquito) is the source of this 1235-nucleotide messenger RNA. RefSeq names its product coiled-coil domain-containing protein 28A. The transcript has 4 exons. Lineage: Eukaryota; Metazoa; Arthropoda; Insecta; Diptera; Culicidae. Bases 218 to 1039 code for a protein of 273 amino acids. The record is from RefSeq and is a predicted model, not a curated record.